AUGGAGUAUGGACAGACUCACAUAUAUGUCGUUUCAUUUUGUCUCCGUAGGCAACAAGAAGUCUGUAAGGGUGUGCCUGCAAAGAAGCACUUGAGCAACAAAGAAUCUAAAGAUGUGGCAUCAGUACUCGGAAGAGACCAAGAGAAGCACCAAAUAAUAUCUAAACUAGCAGACGACAAACACGUAAUCAAGACUAUUUCCAUCAGUGGACUUGGUGGCUCUGGGAAAACUACAUUAGCUAAAUUGGUUUUCAAUGAUUGCAGCAUUGUGGAGAAGCAUUUUGAAGUCAGACUAUGGGUUCAUGUGUCGCAAGAAUUUGAUGUUGACAAGCUCAUCAAGAAACUGUUUGAAGCUUUUGUUGAUAAUAAUCCCGGACAGCAUGCCCUGCCGUUUAUGAUCAAAACAAUCUCAGACAAGUUGACUGGAAAGAGGCUUUUGCUUGUAUUGGAUGACGUGUGGACUGAAUCUCUAAUUCAGUGGGAAAAGUUUAUGGUGCAUCUCAAGAGUAGUGGACCUGGGAGCAGGAUCUUACUGACUGCUCGUAGUAGAAGAGUUGCAGAAACAGUGCGAUCUAUAGACCAAUUUGAUUUGCCAUUCUUAUCUCUAGAUGACAGCUGGCAACUAUUCCAGCAAAGCUUAGUAAUUCCUGCAGAAGGUUUGGAUUCGGAAUUUGUAAAGGUUGGAAAAGAGAUUGUGAAAAAAUGCGGUGGGGUGCCUCUAGCAAUUAAAGCUCUUGCAGGUGUCCUCCAUGGCAUGGAACAAAUACAAGAAUGGAAGUCCAUGAGGGAUAGCAAUGUAUUAGAUGUUGAGGGUAAAGGGUGUAUAGUAUCUGCAUGCUUGAUGUUGAGCUAUUUGAACUUGCCUUCUCAUCUGAAACAGUGCUUCGCAAUUUGUUCACUGUUUCCUAAAGGUCACAAUAUUGAUAAAGAACAGUUGAUUGACCUAUGGAUUGCUCACAGUAUGAUCACUGGCGCAGAUGGUGUUGAUUAUAUGGAGUAUGGACAUAGGAGCUUUAAUUCUCUUGUACAAAUGUCCUUUCUACAGGAUGUGGAAGAAAAUCAUUGUUAUUGGAGAGUGACAUGCAAGAUGCAUGAUUUGAUUCAUGAUCUUGCCCGGUCCAUACUAAAAGAUGAAAUUUCACUUGCUGUACCAAACAAGGCAACCAGUGCCACAAUGAACUACAGAUACUUUUCUUUAACGGAACAACCAGGAAACUUUCCAUCCAAAAAAACUUUCAAAAAAGCACGUGCUAUUUUUGUUUGUCCUCCUUAUCAGAAGGGUGAUGAUACAAUAUUUGGCAACACAUUGAAGGACGCAAGACCCUUGCGUAGUAUCACCAUGGAAAAUGUGUUUCUGGUAGCAGUGCCCAAUGCCAUAUUCCAGGUAAAAAAUUUGAAAUAUCUUGCGAUUUCAGGACUAAGAUGUCAAGCACUCCCGGAAGCCAUUUCAGAUUUUUGGACCCUACAAGCUCUACAUGUCACCUGUAGUGAUCUCCUUGAUUUGCUUAAAACGUUUGAUUCAAUUGCUGAUUAUCAUAUGAUUUCAAGCAUUAAUCUUUCGUUUUGUAUGAUGCUGAGAAUGUUGCCAAACUAUAUUGGCAGGAAUGAAAAGCUAAGAGUUUUGAGACUAGCUGACACCAGAAUUGAGAGGCUACCAUCAAGUAUCACAACGCUGAGAAAUCUAGAGUGUUUGGACCUACACAGGUGUCAGGAGCUAGUAGAUUUGCCUGAAGGCAUCGGCAACAUGGAAAAGCUCCAAGUUUUGAACCUAGAAGGUUGUAAAAAAUUGGCAGGAAUGCCUAUAGGCAUUGGACAGCUCAGUCGACUACAAAAGUUGGGCUUAUUUGUUGUGGGAAUCUCAGAGCUUGCAAAUGUUUCUGAGAUCGGUGAGAAACUAACAAUUAGAGGUAUUGGACACGUGAUAGAGCCAAAUGCUGCCCACUUGGCAUGCUUGAAACAGAAGACAAACUUACAGAGGUUGGAUCUACAGUGGAUGGCAGAUGAUGCGGAAGAGCUGGUAAAGUUAAGGAUGCGUGGACUGCGUUAUCUGGGAGAGGUGUGGAUGGUAGCAGAGAGGAUUAUGCCUGAUGGAGAAGAGGUGGAAGGAUACUGCAAUUUCACCCCUCAGUUGGGACAAGUCCAAGUUGGUAAUUGCCUGACAGAGUUAGAGAUUUGUGAUUGUCCUAAGUUGGAGGUGAAGCCGCACCUUCCUCCGUCUCUGCAGCACUUGAAGUUGUGGGACAGUGAGCAGCUACUGCAGUCACCAAGCCAAUGCCAGGGGUCCUCUUGGUCCCCCAGUUUUAGCCACCUGGAGGAGCUUCAACUAUUGAAUGUGACAGGAUUAGGAUCUGGGCAUGGGUGGGAGCUGCUGCAACACAUGACGGCACUCGAGUCAUUGGAGUUUAUUAUCUUCUCUGGAGUGCAAACCGAGCUGCCUGAGAGCUUGUGGAGCCUCACAUCCCUCUGGUCCCUGAAAGUGUGUUGCUGGUAUAAUAUCAGCGUGCUACCCGAGUGGCUAUGGGAACUGGGGUCUCUGCAAGAGUUGACCAUCGAAUCCUGUGAUAGCCUGAGCAGCCUCCCCCAAUCAUUGGGUCAACUCACAUCCCUCCAGUUGCUAAAGAUAGCACGGUGCAAUGCACUUCGCCAAAUGCCCGACUGCCUAGGUGAACUCUGCUCUCUACGCAAACUCGAGAUUAUAGAGUUGCCAGAGCUGACUUGCCUUCCACAAUCCAUCUGCCGCCUCACCACCUCUCUUCAACAGCUCGGAAUCGUUGAAUGCCCGGGCAUCACAUCCUUGCCGCAGGGGAUGGAAGGCCUCGCCUCCCUUGAAAAGCUCUCAAUCAGGAACUGUACGGGCCUCACAUCGUUGCCGCAGGGGAUGAAAGGCCUCUUCUCCCUUGGAAAGCUAAGUGUCUGUAACUGCCCAGGAAUACGAUCCUUGCCUAAGGGCAUAAAAGGCCUCACCGCUCUGAAGGAAUUGCUGAUCCUUGGGUGCCCUGAUCUGCAGAGGCGGUGCAAGAGAGGAAAGGGGGUGGACUGGCACCUCAUCUCCCACAUCCAUCAUCUGGAUAUUUGA
Molecule: messenger RNA, 3075 nt
Organism: Miscanthus lutarioriparius
Lineage: Eukaryota; Viridiplantae; Streptophyta; Magnoliopsida; Poales; Poaceae
Source: the annotation of a GenBank genome assembly